Aspergillus clavatus NRRL 1 is the source of this 159-nucleotide messenger RNA. RefSeq lists its product as uncharacterized. The record is from RefSeq and is a predicted model, not a curated record. NCBI's taxonomy places the organism in Eukaryota, Fungi, Ascomycota, Eurotiomycetes, Eurotiales, Aspergillaceae. The transcript has 2 exons. Bases 1 to 159 code for a protein of 52 amino acids.
AUGCGGGCAAUGCUCGAUAUUUUUUGGAAGAAUACCCAAGCAAAAUCAGAGGGCGACGAACAUGGCUCUAAAGCAGACCCUGACCUGCGCGUAUCGGGGCAGAUAUUCAACAAGGAGGGAAUGCGGAUUACGUCCGGGCAUUGGUAUAAGGACGGGUGA